This is a messenger RNA of Habropoda laboriosa, 940 nucleotides long. RefSeq names its product diphthine methyl ester synthase (gene Dph5). The coding region runs from base 29 to 940 and encodes 303 amino acids. Gene Ontology annotation, molecular function: diphthine synthase activity. Gene Ontology annotation, biological process: protein histidyl modification to diphthamide. NCBI's taxonomy places the organism in Eukaryota, Metazoa, Arthropoda, Insecta, Hymenoptera, Apidae. The transcript is spliced from 5 exons. The record is from RefSeq and is a predicted model, not a curated record.
AAAAGUUUCGGGCGAAGACUUGAGAAGAAUGUUUCACGUGAUCGGAUUAGGUCUCGGCGAUGCGACCGAUGUUACUGUAAAAGGUCUAGAAAUUAUUCGAAUAUGCGAUCGCGUCUAUUUGGAAUCGUACACGUCGAUAUUGUCCGUUGGUUUGCGAGAUUUGGAAGAACUUUAUGGACGUCCGAUACUUGAGGCCGACCGAGAAUUAGUCGAGAACAAUGCAAAUGAAAUACUGCCGAAGGAUGAGAAGGAAAAUGUUGCUUUUCUGGUGGCAGGUGAUCCGUUUGGUGCUACCACUCAUUCAGAUCUGAUACUGCGAGCUCGAGAAAGGAAUAUAAAAGUGAAAAUUGUUCAUAAUGCCUCCAUUUUAACUGCAGUCGGUUGUUGUGGUUUGCAAUUGUAUCGUUUUGGAGAAACCGUAUCCGUUCCUUAUUGGAGUAAAGAUUGGCGACCGAGUAGUUUCUACGAGAAAAUUGUUUCCAAUAGGCAGAGCGACUUGCACACGCUCUGUUUGUUGGACAUUAAAGUAAAAGAACCUACUUUAGAAAGCAUUACUAAAAAGAGAAAAGAAUACAUGCCUUCGCGAUUUAUGAGAGUCUCUGAAGCUGCUGCUCAAUUGUUAGAAAUCGUAGAGGAGAAAGCUGAAGGAAUCCAGGAUGAGAUAGCCCUCGACGAAUCCAGCCUUGCGAUAGGCUUAGCACGUGUAGGAUGGGAAGAUGAACGCGUAAUUGCUUGUUCUCUUAGAGAAAUGACUGCGGUCGACCUGGGCUACAUACUUGGUGAUGAAUUGUUGCGCGACGCUUAUUCUUUGGCAAUAGUUGCAUAUUUGAUUGGAAACGUCGUAUUGUUAGUUUACCCUCGUUACUUGUUCCGUGAGAAAGAGAUUUGGAAUUGGGAGGUAGAGAGGGAAAUAAGAAAGGAAAAUACACAUGAAAACUGA